Messenger RNA from Rotaria sordida, 729 nucleotides. The record is from the annotation of a GenBank genome assembly. Lineage: Eukaryota; Metazoa; Rotifera; Eurotatoria; Philodinida; Philodinidae.
AUGGAAAAGAUUUCACUUCCACAAAUCGUUGUUGUUGGCGAUCAAUCGGUAGGAAAAUCAUCGAUACUCGAGGCUAUCAGCGGUGUUGAACUGCCACGAGCACAGAAUAUUUGCACACGCUGUCCACUAGAAUUGCCAUUGCCUAUUUUUCUCACGGUUUAUAAACGAGAGAUUCAAGACGAUUUAACAUUGAUUGAUUUACCAGGAAUCACUCGGACUCACGUGGAGGGUCAGUCACCAACGAUUUAUCGAGAUAUCGUCUCACUAAUCGAAGACUGUGUCAAGUUUGAAUCAGUGGUUGUUUUACACGUUAUUCCAUCAUCGGUCGAUUUCACCACAUCAGAAUCGAUCAAAAUUUGUCAACGAUACGAUCCGAGAUAUGAACGACAAAUCAUCGCCGUAUCGAAAAUCGACAAACAUGACAAAGGCAUUGCAGAGAAAUUGCAAGGAAUCGGAUCUGGAUCGCUAUCUCUUCCGUUGGGUUGCGUUGCUGUUCUCAAUCGGAAACAAGAGGAAAUUGAUGCAAAAGUUCCGUUUGAAGAAAUGAGACGACGUGAAGAAGAAUUCUUUCAAGCCAAUCCAGCUUUCGCUGAUGUACCUAAAGAAUACUUGGUGCAUGGAAAACAUCGAGCAGAUGUUGGAAAUGGAAGAGAAGGUCUUCACGAUCAAUCCGUACUACUUGGCGAUCUUCAAGAAUUUGAAAGAAAAAGAAAACACAUCGAGCAAUGA